CCGAAGCAAAUCAAUUCAACUGUUGACAAAUAAUUCAGUUUCGGACAAAUGUUCGGCUCACUAGAAUAUAAUUAUCGUCCUGGCAUGACUGAGCAAUAAGUUAACUGACUAACAAGUUUAUCGGUGGCAAAUGUUUGAAAAAGAUGUCCACGGUUAGGAGACAAAAUGAAAAGGCUAAAACUGCCAUUGUGGCGCUAAAACAAGAGAAUGGAAACGAUGUCUGUGCGGACUGUUGCAAACAAGAUCCUAGCUUCACUUGUCUGAAGAAAGGGCUAUUUUUAUGCCAAAACUGCGCUCAAGUCCACACAAGUUUUGGAGCUACACAUUCAAGGACUAAAUCUAUUGAUCUAGGAAACUGGAAUGAAGAAACUCUACAGUUUAUGGAAGAGCAUGGCAAUGCUAAGGGGAAUGCAGUGUGGGCCAAGAAUGUCCCUCUUUGCUAUCGGCGACCAAAGCCUUCAGAUGCACAUGUGCUGAGGGAGCAGUGGAUAAGAGCAAAAUAUGAGCGAAAAGAGUUUAUUGAUGGUGCACCAGAGCCAAGUUAUUUAACAGGCUCAUUGAGAGGAUAUUUAAGAAAAAAAGGAAAAGAAGAUAACAGCUGGAACCUGAGACUUUUUGUUCUAUCUGCGGCGGACAAUUCACUUGCCUACUACAUUAGAGAUCAGGAUAGGGAACCGAAAAAGGAUUUGAAAAUCACUGAGAUUAAUGUCACCUUUGCGGAAGAAAGAACUAAUAAGGAAAAUAGUCUUCAGAUAACAUAUGUUACAAAGGGACGGACAAGGAAUUACUUUGUGUACUCUGAAAAUGGACAGGAGGUUGUGGAAUGGUACAUGGCCAUCAGGAAAGCAAAACUUGAUUUACUUGGAUACAAUGAAUCUGAUGUUGACCAAGAGAAGUUAGAGAAAGAGCUCACCAGGGACUUCACUAUGCAAGGAUAUUUGUCUAAGAGAGGACCAAGGGAUGAACCGUGGAGGAAAAGGUGGUUUUCGCUUGAUGUCAGAAGACUUCUGUACUUCGAACAACCAAUGGACGCUGUGGCGAAAGGUGAGUUGAUCAUUGGCUCCCACACUGAAGGCUUUGCUCUUCAAGAAGGAGUUAAAUCAGGAAAGCAUCAGGACGAAGACUACUGCUUCACUCUUACAACACCUAAACGAGAAUUUGUUAUGAUGGCGAAUACUGAAAAUGAAAGAAGAAUGUGGAUGGACUGUUUGUCAAAAGUCAUUUCACAACCCAUGACGGACGAAGACAAAGAAGAAAUGAAAAUCACGCAUAAAGCAGUGAAGGAUUCCAAGAGUAGUUUCAGUAGUGGAUUGCGACGGCUGUCGAUGUCUAGAGAUCAUGAUGAUGAUUCGCCUUAAUCAGGCUUCCGGACUUAAUACUACCCCAAUUAGCAGUGUAGUGGCAGGUUCCAAGACUAUAUUUAUAAAAAAAAAAAUUAUCUACAUAUUUUGAGUAAAAUAACUGUAACAGUGGUGUGAAGUCAGCGGUUUUUAAUAACAGAGCCAUAGAUUUACCAGGAUGGCGUCUGGCCAAUGACAAUCCAGUGAAAACAGAUCAGCAUAAACCAAUCAAAAUUCGCGGCUAAAUCGCGAAAGCGACGAAUUAGUUUGGCGAGGAGCAGAAAACAGCUCGUAGAGAUAAUUCAAUGUAGAGGGUUUUCAAGGAAGUUGAAGGGUGCAAUAAUUCAAAACAAGAAGAAUAUGAUAUUUUUAUUUUGGGCUUCAUCGAAUAUCUAUUAAGGUUAUAUUUUUUCAGAGGUUAGAGGCCUGUUAAUGCUCUCAGAUUCUCAGUGUCCAUAAUCAUUGUUUGUAUAUUACUUAUGCAUCUAAUUUUGAAAUAGGAAUAUUUUGCAAAAGCUCCAUGUGCUCGAAAACCGUGAAAUUUAUCAGCUUACAGAUCAUAAUCGCAAUGCUUGUACAUGCAAGCACAUUAUUUCUGUGCGAGGACUAGUUCCAAGCAGUGUUUGUGAUAUGAGCCCGUGAUCAGAGAAGUAUGAGCCGUUUUAAACACUCGCUGUAGAAAUCACAGCGGUCAAAAAUCUGCGUCUUUGCAAACGCCUUGAUAGCUAAGAGACGGCCAAAAGUACUUCGCGACAUUAUGGUUUCAGGCCAUCAGAACCACAGGUAGAACCACAAGAGUUCAAAACGAACAGAGAGGUUUCCUUGAAAACGAAUAGCCAUUUUGGUAGAGUUCAAAACAAGGUGGUAAAUCGACAGAAAACCUUUGAUUUAUACGCUUUGCAAGAAGUCUUAAGUUUUCCUUUCCCCUACUUCCCUAAUGAAGUUUCGUUUCACAGAUUCCUUUGAACAUUUCAGUUUUAUUGUUAUUGUAAAUUUUGCUCGACACAUGUUGAUUUUUAUGUUUUCCCUCAAAUUUGUGCGCAGGAAAUCAGCGCACGACUGAUUACAAUUGAUUCAUUGCGCACGCUCAACGUUUGACCGCUGUGUUUCUAUGAUCGCUUGGGCUCGAUAACCAGCCGCAGGUCGGGAAAGGAGCCCGACUUCCUGCCACUAAGACCGGACUGAAGGUAGCGGUGAAGAUCAACUCUCUCCUAUGGCAGACAUGCUCACUUUUGGUCCUUCAUAUUUAGAUAGCACUGUAAAUACUAUUUUUCAUUUGUGCUCAUAGUUGAAAAAAAUUCUUGCUGUUGAACAAAUAAAUACGAAGGGAUCGCAUGGGUUUAUGGAUCAGUAUGACACUGAAUUUAUGGUGCGAAGUAUAAAUAUUAAUUAGAUUAUAUAAAUUAAAUUAAACAAAAUUAGCAGUAGCAAAGUGAUUUGAGCAAUUUAGAUUACUUUAAAUUUGAUUGUGAUAAUAAGUAUUUAGACAAUAGACUAUACAUUUAUGUAUAACUUGCCUGUACUUAACCGAGCAGUUAUAAAAAAAUACAGUCAACCAG
Messenger RNA from Stylophora pistillata, 2899 nucleotides. RefSeq names its product arf-GAP with dual PH domain-containing protein 1. The record is from RefSeq and is a predicted model, not a curated record. Gene Ontology annotation, biological process: positive regulation of GTPase activity. Lineage: Eukaryota; Metazoa; Cnidaria; Anthozoa; Scleractinia; Pocilloporidae. Gene Ontology annotation, molecular function: phosphatidylinositol bisphosphate binding; GTPase activator activity; phosphatidylinositol-3,4,5-trisphosphate binding. Gene Ontology annotation, cellular component: plasma membrane; cytoplasm; intracellular membrane-bounded organelle.